GCCAGAAGAAAAUUCAAGAACUACAAUCCCCAGAGGCCUCUGCGUGGUGACUCCGUAAUUCUAUUUAGUUAGGUAUGGAGCGGUAGACAGAGACCGGGGACAGAGAGCGGAGAGAUGAGUGAGGGAACGUGUCUACGCAGAAGGGGGGGCCCUUACAAGACCGCCCCAGCCACAGAUCUCACACGUUGGCGCCUCACUUGCACAGAGGGCAGGCAAACCUGGCGCUAUGUGGAGGGAGAAGAUCGUCCACAGACUGCCCUGGAGGCACACUCUCUGGCAUUGGAUACGAAUGAUUAUUUUAAGGACUUACCAAAGGCGUUUACUGCCCAAGAUGGAGCCGAAAAUGGACUAACAUUUUACUCUGCUUUACAAGCCGAGGAUGGCCACUGGGCUGGGGAUUAUGGCGGGCCACUCUUCUUAAUGCCAGGUCUUCUGAUUGCAUGCCACGUGACUCAGACCCCCCUCCCUGACGCUACCAAGCAGGAGAUGAUCCGGUACUUGCGAUCCGUACAGCUUCCUGAUGGCGGAUGGGGCCUGCACAUUGAAGAUAAGAGUACUGUGUUUGGCACGGCUCUCAGUUACACUUCUCUGCGCCUUCUUGGAGUGUCACAGGAUGACACCGAUAUAACCCGGGCUCGCAACAAUCUUCACAGUAAAGGAGGUGCCAUUGGUAUUCCUUCUUGGGGAAAAUUUUGGUUAGCUGUGCUCAAUGUGUACAGUUGGGAGGGAAUGAACACGCUAUUCCCAGAGAUGUGGCUCUUACCCCAGUGGUUUCCCGCUCACCCUAGCACCCUUUGGUGUCACUGCCGACAGGUUUACUUGCCCAUGAGCUACUGUUACGCUACACGCUUGAGUGCCCAUGAGGAUGACUUAAUCCGCAGCUUGAGACAAGAGCUGUACGUGCAGGAAUAUAGCAGUAUCAAUUGGCCUGCGCAGAAGAACAAUGUUGCCGCCUGUGAUCUUUACACACCGCACAGUACACUACUUAACUUCGCUUAUGUCCUUUUGAAUCUAUACGAGACGUACCACAUUUCUUCUCUCCGGAGAUAUGCAGUACAUGAAUUGUAUGACCACAUAACAGCAGAUGACCGGUUUACAAAGUGUAUCAGCAUUGGUCCGAUCUCUAAGGUGAUUAAUAUGGUGGUCCGCUGGCAUGUAGAUGGACCAGAAUCUCCAUCAUUCCGGGAACAUGUAGAUCGCAUCCCUGAUUACCUUUGGCUGGGCUUGGAUGGGAUGAAAAUGCAGGGCACAAAUGGAUCUCAGCUCUGGGACACAGCGUUUGCUAUACAGGCAUUCAUGGAGGCUGGAGCCCACAAGAAAAAACAGUUUCAGAAAUGUUUGGAGAAAGCGCAUGAAUUUCUCCGUAUUACACAGGUACCAGAUAACCCACCAGAGUACAAGAAGUACUACAGACAAAUGAACAAGGGAGGGUUUCCUUUCAGCACCCGUGACUGCGGUUGGAUUGUGGCAGACUGUACAGCUGAGGGGCUUAAAUCUGCAAUGUUGCUUCAAGAAAACUGCACUUUCUUAUCUGAACAUAUUCCAAAGAACAGACUACGGGAUGCUGUAGACGUGCUACUCAGUAUGAGGAAUUCUGAUGGGGGAUUUGCUACCUAUGAAACCAAACGUGGUGGCCGCUUGCUGGAACUGCUUAAUCCCUCUGAAGUGUUUGGGGACAUCAUGAUUGACUACACAUACGUGGAGUGUACUUCUGCCGUAAUGCAAGCUUUGAAACAUUACCAAGCAUGGGACCCAGACUACAAAGCAGAUGAAAUCAGGGAAACCCUCGAGGAAGGCCUGGAUUACUGUCGCAGAAUUCAGAGAAAAGAUGGGUCCUGGGAGGGGUCCUGGGGUGUAUGCUUUACAUACGGCAUAUGGUUUGGACUGGAAGCCUUUGCUUGCAUGGGAUAUAACUACUCAGAUGGUUGUCCAGAGGUCACCCGGGCCUGUGAUUUUCUUCUCUCUCACCAAAUGGAAGAUGGAGGUUGGGGAGAAGAUUUUGAAUCAUGUGAAGUGCGAAGAUACGUUCAGAGUGCCAACUCUCAAAUACACAACACAUGCUGGGCAUUGCUGGGUCUAAUGGCGGCCAGGUAUCCCAAUGUUACGGUUUUGGAGAGAGGAGUCAAACUGCUACUAGAGAAGCAACAUAGCAAUGGAGACUGGCCUCAGGAGAAUAUAUCAGGUGUCUUUAACAAGAGCUGUGCCAUCAGCUACACUGCAUAUCGAAAUGUAUUUCCAAUAUGGACACUUGGACGUUUUUCCCGUCUUUACCCAGAGAAUCCUUUAACUGGAGUUCACAAGAGCAGGCAUGGCUGAGGCAGAUAACAGAUCCGGACAGCCACCGUAUACAGAAAUCUCAUAUCUGCUACCCUGUGCAUUUUAUUUUAUUAAUUAACAUUUUAAUUUAGCAUUUUUGCCUUUUUCUUUUCUCUGAUCUUAAUUCACUGCAGUGUUUAAUAUUUUUAAAAUAUCUGUGCUAUUUUACUUUUGGACAUUUCUAGUAAUAGUAAUUUAUAUUAAAAGGGAUCACCUUUCCACAGGGCAGGUGAUAAAUGUAGGAAAACAAGCGGUCGUGCGUAUGUCAGUCCACUGCGUCAUGAAAUUCUGUGGCACUGACAAAGUGAUGUCUGCGUCAGUCCCAUAGAAGUGGAUUGAGCAGUGGACUGACAUGCACACUACCACUCCAUUUAAGUAGGGAACUCAGGAUCCCUGGGGGUCCCAGUGGUUGGAACACCAGUAAUCAUACAUUUAUCAUCUAAUUUGUGCAUAGGUGAUAAAUUCUGUAAAUCCUAUAAAUUCUGACUCCUUGAAUCUGUUUCAUGUAAACCAUAGGGGAGAUUUAUCAAAACUGGUGUAAAGUAAAACUGGCUCAGUUGCCCAUAGCAACCAAUCAAAGUCCAACUUUCAUUUUUCAGAGCUCCUUUGGAAAAUGAAAGGUGGAAUCUGAUUGGUUGCUAUGGGCAACUGAGCCAGUUUUCCUUUACACCAAUUUUGAUAAAUCUCCCCCCAUGACUUGAGAACUGACCAAUAGAGAUGAUAUAUUGUAAUUGUUUUAAACCAGAAACAGUGUAUGAUACAUAUGAAUGUGAUGACUUUACAUCACCUCUCUCGUCAUGUUUUAUACUGAUUACAUGU
Messenger RNA from Bufo bufo (common toad), 3135 nucleotides. Its product is annotated as lanosterol synthase-like. The record is from RefSeq and is a predicted model, not a curated record. Gene Ontology annotation, biological process: triterpenoid biosynthetic process; cholesterol biosynthetic process. Gene Ontology annotation, cellular component: lipid droplet. Bases 115 to 2316 code for a protein of 733 amino acids. The transcript is spliced from 22 exons. Gene Ontology annotation, molecular function: lanosterol synthase activity. Lineage: Eukaryota; Metazoa; Chordata; Amphibia; Anura; Bufonidae.